AUGGCAAUUGACUCUACUAACAAAAUAUCCUACAAGGAUCUGGUUAAAGGAAACAACCAUAAUUACUACUUCUCUUGUCAUACAGGUUUAAAUCAAGAACCACCACAAGAUAUGAAUGGCCAAAUAACACUCUCCACGGAAGACAAGCAACGGAUCUACUGGCCAUGGAGAUUUUCAGUCAUCAUUAAAGCGGUGGGCAAAAAAUUCAACCACCAAUAUCUCAAGACUAAAUUGACUGACAUAUGGAAGAUUCAGGAAAGCUUUGCUCGUAUAGAUCUGGGAAAAGAACUCUUCACAGUGAAAUUCGCUAGUGAAGAAUACCAAAAAAGAGCCCUACAACAAGGUCCCUGGUUCACCGCAGGUACUUACCUCUCAGUACGAAUUUGGGAACCUAAUUUCGUACCAACAGAAUCAAAGAUUCAAAGUACUGUGAUUUGGAUCCGUCUACCUCAAAUGCCUACGGAAUUCUACGAUUUAGGAAUUUUGGAACGCAUAGCGAAAAUGCUUGGAACACUCGUCAAAAUCGAUGCAUGCACAUCCUCAACCCUAAGAGGACGCUACGUGCGUAUAUGUGUCCAGAUCCCACCCGAGAUGCCAUUACUGACAUCAAUACUAAUAGGGAACAAUCUCCAACAAAUCCAAUACGAAGGAGAAAGGUUCCUCUGCAAAGUUUGCGGCUGUCUUGGCCAUACCUCCACGACAUGCAAAAUUCAGUUACUACUACCAGAAACACAAAAUGAACAGUCGUCGGAGAACCCAAAUGAAACAGAAGAACAGGGAGGGACAGGCAAAACUGAUGUCUCGAUGCCCUCCUCUGAACCCACCCUUGAACUGGAAAAGGGACAAAAUGCUAGAAGCACUAAGAGAAGGGAGCGUGGAAUUAAAGAGAAUAUUGCAAACUCUGAAAGUUCCAAGAAUCGAAGCCAUAAACCUAGAAAUGCCAGUCCAUCUUAG
This is a messenger RNA of Capsicum annuum, 954 nucleotides long. RefSeq lists its product as uncharacterized. Bases 1 to 954 code for a protein of 317 amino acids. The transcript is spliced from 2 exons. NCBI's taxonomy places the organism in Eukaryota, Viridiplantae, Streptophyta, Magnoliopsida, Solanales, Solanaceae. The record is from RefSeq and is a predicted model, not a curated record.